Messenger RNA from Rosa rugosa (rugosa rose), 1930 nucleotides. Its product is annotated as glucan endo-1,3-beta-D-glucosidase. The transcript has 5 exons. Gene Ontology annotation, molecular function: hydrolase activity, hydrolyzing O-glycosyl compounds. The record is from RefSeq and is a predicted model, not a curated record. Gene Ontology annotation, biological process: carbohydrate metabolic process. Gene Ontology annotation, cellular component: plasma membrane. Bases 338 to 1876 code for a protein of 512 amino acids. Lineage: Eukaryota; Viridiplantae; Streptophyta; Magnoliopsida; Rosales; Rosaceae.
CUAUCAUACAAAUCAGUUCCCAACUCCACCAUUUUCAUCACAGAAUAGUUACACGCCAAGUUUUCUCAAACAGACGCCAAUGGUCCCACCCCACGAGUCCCUCCCAGUCAUCACCACCAGAGAGAGAGAGAGAGAGAGAGAGUUCUGUCCAGCUAAGCCAGUAAAGAUCGGUGGUUGAAACACUUGGCUCUUCUCAUCAGUCAUCACUCAGAUUUCUUUACCGUUAGACCUUAUCGACCCGUCUCUUCCUUCUGUCCUUCCUUUUUAAAUAUUCCCUCUGCAUCAUCAUUCAUCUUCCACACUCUGCAGAAUCAGAACACAGCUAGCUCUCAAUACCAUGGCAUCCCUCACCUCACAACUCCCAAUCCUCCUCUUCCUCUUUGUCACCGCUUUCACUUCCGCAGACUCCCAGUCGUUCAUCGGCGUCAACUACGGCCAGGUCGCCGACAACCUCCCGGCGCCGGCGGCCACAGCCAAGCUCCUCCAGUCCACCGCCAUCAAGCAAGUCCGCCUCUACGGAUCCGACCCCGACGUCAUCAAGGCCCUGGCCAACACCGGCAUCGGCAUCGUCAUCGGAAUCGCCAACGGCGCCAUCCCCUCCCUCGCCGCAGAUCCCAACGCCGCCGUCCAGUGGAUCAACUCGAACGUCGUCCCGUUCUACCCGGCCAGCAAUAUCACCCUAAUCAACGUCGGCAAUGAGGUCCUCUUCUCCAACGACCAGGGCCUCAUCUCGCAGCUCCUCCCCGCCAUGCGAAAUGUCCAGUCUGCCCUCGCCGCCGCUUCCCUCGGCGGGAAGGUCCGCGUCUCCUCCGUCCACGCCAUGACGUUGCUGUCGCAGUCCGACCCGCCCUCCUCGGGUCGGUUCAACCCGGCGUUGGUCGACGUCCUCAAGGGACUGCUGGCGUUCCAGAGGGACAAUGCCUCGCCCUUCGCCGUCAACCCGUACCCUUUUUUCGCCUACCAGAGCGACCCGAGACCCGAAACGCUCGCGUUUUGCCUCUUCCAGCCCAACGCGGGACGAGUCGACCCGGGCUCCGGGAUCAAGUACAUGAACAUGUUCGAUGCUCAGGUUGAUGCUGUGAAGUCUGCCCUGAAUGCAAUUGGAUUCAAUGACAUUGAUAUUUUGGUGGCCGAGACAGGAUGGCCAUACCGCGGAGAUAGCAAUGAAGUUGGACCUAGUGUUGAGAAUGCAAAGGCAUACAAUGGCAAUUUGAUUAAGCAUCUUAGAUCCAUGGUUGGGACUCCAUUGAUUCCUGGAAAACCUGUGGAGACAUACAUAUUUGCACUCUAUGAUGAGAAUCUGAAACCUGGUCCAACCUCCGAGCGAUCGUUCGGGCUGUUCAAGCCUGAUUUAUCUGCCACUUAUGAUGCUGGUCUCUCAAAGAGUAGCCAGACUCCCUCAACACCAUCAGGGACUCCUUCACCGAAGCCUACUCCUUCACCUAAGCCUACUACUUCAUCAAAGUGGUGCGUGCCCAAAACUGGUGGCGUUUCUGAUGCUCAGUUGCAGGCAAAUCUCGACUAUGCUUGUGGCCAUGGAAUUGAUUGCAGCGCAAUCCAACCCGGAGGUGCCUGUUUUGACCCAAACACAGUAGCAUCCCAUGCUGCCUACGCCAUGAAUCUUUACUACCAUACUGUUGGCACAGAUCCAAUGAAUUGUGAUUUCUCACAAACAGCAACACUGACCUCCACAAACCCCAGUUACAAUUCUUGUGUUUACCCUGGUGGAGGAAGUACUAGCAAACUACCUUUCGAAGCAGGGAAGGUUGAUACGAUGUCAAUUAAUGGAUCUUCUAAGGUUGGAAAUCUGUUAAGUAUAAGGAAUAAGGUCCUGGUGUACCUUUUUUUGUUUUUAAUUUAUAGCUUAUCCCUCUGAUUGUAAAGAAUGCUAGUUCUAUUUGAUAUAUUAUAAAUGAGAAUUUAAAAGAGA